CUUCAGUCUUGCACAGGUGUACCGGGUCCUCCCCUCCAGUCCUGCACAGGUGUAUUGGCUCCUCCCCUCCAGUCUUGCACAGGUGUACCGGCUCCUCCCCUCCAAUCUUGCACAGGCGUAUCGGAUCCUCCCCUUCAGUCUUGCACAGGGUGUACCGGCUCCUCCCCUCUAGUCUUGCCCCGGUGUACCGGCUCCUCCCCUCUAGUCUUGCACAGGUGUACUGACUCCUCCCCUCCACCUGAUUUUUCCCUGGCCCCGCCCCUUUCUUUCACUGGAUUUCAGUUCUUCCAAUCAUGGAGGCUCAGCAUCACAUGUGGGGGUAAUUUAUAUAAAUAUGGCUUGGCUAGUGACGCCCACUCCUCCAGACUGACACUUGCCCAUCAAGGCAUU
Molecule: messenger RNA, 390 nt
Organism: Staurois parvus
Lineage: Eukaryota; Metazoa; Chordata; Amphibia; Anura; Ranidae
Source: the annotation of a GenBank genome assembly